Messenger RNA from Jaminaea rosea, 750 nucleotides. RefSeq lists its product as hypothetical. The record is from RefSeq and is a predicted model, not a curated record. The transcript has a single exon. The coding region runs from base 76 to 612 and encodes 178 amino acids. Lineage: Eukaryota; Fungi; Basidiomycota; Exobasidiomycetes; Microstromatales.
CGCUGUGAUCACUUCAAAUUUCUCCUUCUCUGGAGUCUGUCGGCGGACGAGAGGGAAGAGGGAGCGGCCAGGAAGAUGGCAAUGCUCGAGUGCAUAUUCUGCCGCCUCUUCGCCUCGUACACGAGGAAGGAGAAGUGGCUUGCCUUUGAGCGCAAGUACAGCCUUGGCUGGUUGAGAGAUGAGGUGAUCGGCUGCAAUAGUGAGUUGCAGACCGCGGAGCAUUGCAGCCUGGCGCGCGUGCACCUCGACGAAGGACAGUCCAUCGACGACUCGGACGAAGGCAGAGGCCUCGCUACCUCAUCGUUCUGUCCAUCGGCGCCGACAACGACGACUUGCCAUCCUCUGAGCCUGCGACAAACGCCAACUUCCAUUCAGCACUCUGCUCUACUCGGUCCUCGCCAACUGCGACCACUUCAAGUUCUUCUUGCUCUGGAGGCCAAGUCCGGCUCGAGAGAUGGGAGAGGAAGAGGAGGAGGCCAAGUUGAUGGCCAUGUUAGAGGGAGUCUUCUACAACGCGAUGGUCAGCUUCACCAGAAAGGUGCAAUGGCAGCAGAACAUCUGCGCAUGCGGAGUGGGAGGGCUCGACGAUGGCGUGAAAGGGUGCAAUGGUGAGUGUGAAGGCUAUCGAGAAAGUGACUUGGCGUGCGUACUGAUGCUACGCCCUCCUUCCUAUUCUCGCAGGGACUUCUUGCCUCGAGAUCACCCGCAUGAGCCCACGUACGCUCCAGAAGGGAAUACAAUGAUCUCUCU